Messenger RNA from Ilex paraguariensis (yerba mate), 1218 nucleotides. The record is from the annotation of a GenBank genome assembly. NCBI's taxonomy places the organism in Eukaryota, Viridiplantae, Streptophyta, Magnoliopsida, Aquifoliales, Aquifoliaceae.
AUGAUUAGAUACUGUUCUAAUCAGGACAUCCUUCUUCACAGUGGGAAACAUGCUUCGGCUUUUGUUGAUACUCCUCUACAGGUUCUUGGUAUUCCUAAUCAGUCAGAGAAAGAUGAGAUUGUUAAGUCAGUUAUGCAUCUGAAAAAUGCUGAGAUUGAAGAAGGGUACACCAUGGAUGCCGUUGUAUCUCGCCAGAAUCUCUUGAUGGAUGUGAGGGAUAAGCUUCUUUUUGAACCUGAAUAUGCUGGUAAUAUAAAGGACAAGGUCCUGCCUAAAUCCUCUCUCCGAAUUCCUUGGACUUGGUUGCCUGGUGCUCUUUGCCUUCUCCAGGAGGUUCUUGGUAUUCCUAAUCAGUCAGAGAAAGAUGAGAUUGUUAAGUCAGUUAUGCAUCUGAAAAAUGCUGAGAUUGAAGAAGGGUACACCAUGGAUGCCGUUGUAUCUCGCCAGAAUCUCUUGAUGGAUGUGAGGGAUAAGCUUCUUUUUGAACCUGAAUAUGCUGGUAAUAUAAAGGACAAGGUCCUGCCUAAAUCCUCUCUCCGAAUUCCUUGGACUUGGUUGCCUGGUGCUCUUUGCCUUCUCCAGGAGGUCGGGGAAGAGAAGCUUGUUCUAGAUAUUGGCCGAAGAGCCCUACAGAAUCCAGAUGCUAAGGCUUACAUACAUGAUUUGCUUCUGUCCAUGGCACUGGCAGAGUGUGCAAUUGCUAAACUUGGUUUCGAGAAGAACAAUAUUUCCCAAGGAUUUGAAGCUCUUGCGCGUGCUCAGUGUCUUCUUAGGAGCAAAAUAUCACUUGGGAAGAUGACGUUGUUAUCUCAGAUUGAAGAAUCUUUGGAAGAGCUUGCGCCUGCCUGCACAUUGGAGUUAUUAGGCAUGCCUCACACACCUGAAAAUGCUGAAAGAAGACUAGGAGCCAUUGCAGCCUUGCGUGAAUUGCUCAGACAGGGUCUUGAUGUUGAAACUUCAUGCCAAGUCCAAGAUUGGCCUUGCUUCUUGAAUCAAGCGCUCAAGAAGCUCAUGGCUAUGGAGAUGGUUGAACUUCUUCCUUGGGAUAAUUUGGCGAUGACACGGAAGAAUAAAAAAUCACUAGAGUCGCAGAAUCAAAGAGUUGUCAUAGAUUUUAAUUGUUUCUAUGUAGUGCUGAUAGCUCAUAUUGCCCUUGGAUUUUCGAGCAAGCAAACAGACUUGGUAAUGCUCUUUCGAAUUCUGGAUUUAAACCCUUGA